This is a messenger RNA of Capsella rubella, 1609 nucleotides long. Its product is annotated as xyloglucan 6-xylosyltransferase 4. Gene Ontology annotation, molecular function: hexosyltransferase activity. Gene Ontology annotation, cellular component: trans-Golgi network; membrane; endosome. The record is from RefSeq and is a predicted model, not a curated record. NCBI's taxonomy places the organism in Eukaryota, Viridiplantae, Streptophyta, Magnoliopsida, Brassicales, Brassicaceae. Bases 22 to 1377 code for a protein of 451 amino acids. The transcript has a single exon. Gene Ontology annotation, biological process: xyloglucan biosynthetic process.
AAGAAGAAGAAGACAGGUGAAAUGUUUCAUGAUGAGUUAAGAUCCUCAGCAAGUGGCGGAGGAGUGUCAACGACGGCUGUAUCAAAUGGUGGAGGGAGAAGUCGUGGUUUCUUGCGCGGUUGGCAGAUCCCGAAUACCUUUUUUAACAUCAAGAUCAUGAUUCUCUGCGGCUUCGUGACCAUCCUCGUCCUUCUUGGCACUAUCAGUAUUGGGAACCUUGGAAGCUCCAGCGCCGAAUCUGUUAAUCAGAGUCUCAUCAAGGAAACCGUUCCUCCUAUUCUAGCUGAGAUCCCAUCUGAUUCUCAUUCCACAGAGUUGGCUGAGCCGCCUAUAGCUGAGAUUAUUACUAGUUCCAAUACGACGUACACUCUAGGUCCAAGAAUCACUAACUGGGAUAGUCAACGCAAGGUAUGGCUGAGUAAGAACCCUGAGUUUCCAAGUAUUGUCAAUGGCAAAGCUCGAAUCUUGCUUCUCACCGGGUCUUCCCCUGGACCCUGCGAGAAACCAAUUGGAGACUAUUAUCUAUUGAAGUCCGUGAAGAACAAGAUUGAUUACUGUAGGCUUCACGGGAUAGAGAUUGUGUAUAACAUGGCCCAUUUGGAUGAGGAACUCUCAGGGUAUUGGACAAAACUACCUAUGAUUAGGAAAUUAAUGCUGUCUCAUCCAGAAGUAGAAUGGAUUUGGUGGAUGGAUAGUGAUGCUAUGUUCACUGAUAUACUGUUUGAGAUCCCUUUGUCUAGGUACGAGAAGCAUAAUCUGGUGAUACACGGUUAUCCGGACUUGUUGUUCAACCAAAAGUCAUGGAUUGCAUUGAACACGGGCAUCUUUCUGUUGAGAAAUUGUCAGUGGUCGUUGGAUUUAUUAGAUGCUUGGGCUCCAAUGGGACCAAAAGGGCCAAUCCGUGACGAAGCUGGGAAGAUACUGACAGCUUAUCUGAAAGGCAGGCCAGCAUUUGAGGCCGAUGAUCAAUCAGCUUUGAUAUAUCUCCUGCUUUCACAGAAGGAUAAAUGGAUAGACAAAGUUUAUGUUGAGAAUCAAUACUAUUUGCACGGGUUUUGGGAGGGUUUGGUUGACAGGUAUGAAGAGAUGAUAGAGAAGUAUCAUCCAGGUUUGGGAGAUGAGAGAUGGCCCUUUGUGACACAUUUUGUGGGGUGCAAACCGUGUGGCAAGUAUGCUGAUUAUGCAGUCGAUAGAUGCUUCAAGAGCAUGGAGAGGGCUUUUAAUUUUGCAGAUAAUCAAGUGCUUAAGCUGUAUGGGUUUAGCCACAGGGGAUUGUUGAGCCCCAAUGUUAAGAGGAUCAGAAACGAGACAGUUUCUCCUUUGGAGGCAGUAGACAAGUUUGAUAUUCGGAGAAUGCACGCGGAAACCAAACCGUAGAGUUAGGAAAAUCAAUGAGUGAAGGGAAUCACAGCUUGGAAAGAUUACAGGAAACGUAUAGGUAAUAUACAAAUGCUCUCACAGUCACAAUACAAUUUCUUUGCAUGUUUUGCACUUGUUCCUUCUGCUUCGUUGUCUGUUGUUGUUUGAGAGAAGUUUUAGCUGUCAAAAUUUUCAAAGAUGUGUUUACUGCCAUUUUUAGUCAAUGAGAAUACUGCAGUUUUGCUUGUUA